Dovyalis caffra is the source of this 717-nucleotide messenger RNA. The record is from the annotation of a GenBank genome assembly. NCBI's taxonomy places the organism in Eukaryota, Viridiplantae, Streptophyta, Magnoliopsida, Malpighiales, Salicaceae.
AUGGAAUCGAUCCUUGAAAGAUACGAGAGACACUCAUAUGCAGAGCAACAGCUUGUACCAAAUGGCUCGGAAAAUCAGGGCAAAUUGGAUCCUUCAGCAAGUAAGGGAAACUGGUCUAUGGAGCACCCCAAGCUCAUGGCAAGGGUUGAAGCCUUGCAAAGAAACCUAAGGAACUAUACAGGACAAGAUUUGGAUCCUUUAAGCCCUAGAGAACUUCAACACUUGGAGCAACAAAUAGAUAAUUCUCUUAAGCGUAUACGAUCAAGAAAGGUGAAGUUAGCAUGUUUUCAAAGUAUUUUGACAUACAAUCCCAAGGGUUGGCUUGGUGGUCAAGGAGGUUUGCUCCUUUCUAGAUUUUCUGGGUUCAAACCUCGUGAUAACCAACUCAUCCAUGACUUCCUUUCAGAGCUGCAGCAAAAAGAAAAGGCACUCCGGGAGCAGAACAACACACUAACACAACAGGUCAAGGAAAAUGAGAAGGGACGAACUGAGCAAGCACGGUGGAAGCAGCAAAACCUUGGCCAAAACUCAUCCUCUUUUAUGCUACCACUAGCACAAGCUCCGCCGCAGCUGCCAAUGCUAACUCAGCUUCCUCUAACUAUAGGCGGCAGUCUCCAGGUGGGAGGGUUCCUGAACGGAAAUGAGAAUGUUGGAGUUCAAACUCAACCUAGCACCAUUCCGCCGUGGAUGCUCCGUCAUGUCAAUGAUAGAAUUUGA